Messenger RNA from Aquila chrysaetos chrysaetos, 2094 nucleotides. RefSeq names its product Fas associated factor family member 2 (gene FAF2). NCBI's taxonomy places the organism in Eukaryota, Metazoa, Chordata, Aves, Accipitriformes, Accipitridae. Gene Ontology annotation, molecular function: ubiquitin binding. The transcript has 11 exons. The record is from RefSeq and is a predicted model, not a curated record. Gene Ontology annotation, cellular component: endoplasmic reticulum. Bases 151 to 1488 code for a protein of 445 amino acids.
GAGUAUUUCCGGUUGCGGCCGAUAAAAGGCCGUUGGCUCCGUUGCGGCGCCUCGCGCGCGCGCGCGCGCCCUGGAGCCGGGGCGGAAGUGCGGGUGGGCAGACGUCAGUUCCGGAGAGUGACGGAGCGGCGGGUCAGAGGCGGCAACAAAAUGGCGGCGCCUGAGGAGCGGGAGCUGACGGCGGAGCAGACCGAGAAGCUGCUGCAGUUCCAGGACUUGACUGGCAUAGAGUCCAUGGACCAAUGUCGUCACACACUGGAGCAGCACAACUGGAACAUAGAGGCAGCUGUACAGGACCGACUGAAUGAGCAAGAGGGUGUCCCAAGUGUCUUUAAUCCUCCCCCAUCGCGGCCAUUGCAGGUCAAUACAGCUGACCACAGGAUCUACAGCUACGUUGUCUCAAGGCCACAGCCAAGGGGCCUAUUAGGAUGGGGUUACUACUUCAUAAUGCUUCCAUUCCGGUUUACCUAUUACACAUUACUUGAUAUAUUUAGGUUUGCUCUGCGUUUUAUACGCCCUGAUCCUCGUAGUCGGGUCACUGACCCAGUGGGCGACAUUAUUUCGUUUAUUCAUAUGUUUGAGGAAAAAUAUGGGAGGAUACACCCUGUCUUCUACCAGGGAACUUACAGCCAGGCACUGAAUGAUGCCAAGCGGGAGCUGCGCUUCCUGUUGGUUUAUCUUCAUGGAGAUGACCACCAAGACACAGAUGAAUUCUGCCGCAAUACACUGUGCGUACCUGAGGUGAUCACCCUCAUAAAUACUAGAAUGCUCUUCUGGGCUUGCUCAACCAAUAAACCAGAGGGAUACAGAGUCUCCCAGGCUCUGCGAGAGAACACGUACCCAUUCCUGGCUGUGAUUAUGCUGAAGGAUCGCAGAAUGACAGUAGUUGGGCGGCUAGAAGGCCUUAUCCAGGCUGAUGACCUCAUUAAUCAACUGAUGUUCAUCAUGGAUGCCAACCAGACGUACCUGGUGUCCGAACGCCUGGAAAGGGAAGAGAGGAACCAAACCCAAGUUCUGAGGCAGCAGCAGGAUGAGGCAUAUCUGGCAUCCUUGCGUGCGGACCAGGAAAAGGAGCGCAAGAAGAAGGAGGAACGGGAGAGGAAGAAGAAGAAGGAGGAGGAAGUGCAGCAGCAAAAGCUAGCGGAGGAGAGACGGCGACAGACGCUGCAGGAGGAGAAGGAGCGGAAGUCUGAAUGCCUUCCUCCUGAACCACAUCCUGAUGACCCAGAGAGCGUUAAGAUCAUUUUCAAGCUGCCUAAUGAUUCCAGAGUGGAGCGGCGAUUCCACUUCACACAGUCAUUGACGGUGAUCCAUGACUUCUUGUUCUCCUUGAAAGAAAGCCCUGAAAAGUUCCAGAUUGAGGCCAACUUCCCUCGCCGUGUCCUGCCCUGCCUCCCUACAGAGGAGUGGCCCAACCCACCCACGCUGCAGGAGGCCGGACUCAGCCACACGGAAGUCCUCUUUGUGCAGGACCUCACGGACGAUUGACACUUUUCCAGAAGACACAAAAUGGAAAGAGAAAUUCAUAUUAUUAUUAUAAUACAAUAUUUUUUUUAAAAGACUGCAUACAAACGAGGGAUCAGAGACCACAUCGCCUGUGCCAGCUGUGCUGUGUGUGUGCACUGGCAAGAGGAAGUGUGUGCACGUCCUCACACACCUGUGUACACAGCCAUCCCCUACACUUGGAGGGCAGAGAGGGAGGGGAGCUGGUGUUGCCCCUCCGCCCUCCCUGGGGAGGAACAGGAAUGGCAGCUCUUGGUCAUUAUUGCUUUUAUGGAUGACAAUAAUAAUAAAACCCCAACAACCUGACAUCUUGUGAAGAUUUGAUACUCUGCUGUUCCUGACAGCCAGAAGACCGGGCACCUGAAUGUGCUGGGAGUGGGGUGGGAGGGAAGGGCUGGACAGAAUCUCUUCAGCUUCCCUCUGUGUAUAAAUAUCUUUCUUUUAAUAUUUCUCUUGCUUUGUAAUGACCAAAGGAGAAUGGGGUUGACUAUAGUAUUAACUUUUUGAUAAAGAGCUGGUUCGAUUCUUACCCGUGUGGGGUCUUGCCCAGGGUUCUUAGCCUGCGUAGUGUAAUAAACUCUGCCUCUAGCA